Messenger RNA from Lottia gigantea (owl limpet), 1474 nucleotides. RefSeq lists its product as hypothetical. The transcript is spliced from 6 exons. Gene Ontology annotation, biological process: sulfation. NCBI's taxonomy places the organism in Eukaryota, Metazoa, Mollusca, Gastropoda, Lottiidae. Gene Ontology annotation, molecular function: sulfotransferase activity. The record is from RefSeq and is a predicted model, not a curated record. Gene Ontology annotation, cellular component: cytoplasm. Bases 199 to 1062 code for a protein of 287 amino acids.
GUUAGCUCUUAUCUCGUAGAUAUGUGUGACGGUUAUCGGUUGGCUUAAAGUCAUAAACAUAAGACUCGGUUAAUUGGAGACAGUUCGCAUCAUCAGAGGUGCGAAGUUACAAACCAACGAUCAAACGUUAGUAGAGUCAGCGAUUUGUCGUAGUUGGGCAAACAUUAACAGUAGCUCAUCACUGUGUUCCUUUGUAGAAUGGCCUUAGUGAAGAUACCAGACUCAAGUGGUAAUACAGUGGUUGUUAGGAAGUUAAAAGAUGGUAGAUUGAUGCCCAAAUUUGAUCCAGAGGUUUUAGAAAAUGUGAAAAGUUUGAAGUUGAGAGAAGAUGACGUCAUCAUUUUGGCUUACCCGAAAUCAGGAACUCACUGGUUAUUCGAGAUUGCCCAGAUGCUCAAAUUGGGAACAACAGAUGUGCCUGUUGUUUCAAAAAGUGACUUUAUGAUUGAAUAUGUGAAACAAGAUAUACUGGAUGCCAAACCAUUGCCUAGAAUUCUAAACACCCAUUAUAGAUUUCACGAUCUACCUACAGAUAUACACACCAAAAAGCCCAAAAUCCUUUACAUAAGAAGAAAUCCCAAAGAUGCAUCUGUUUCGUUUUACAACCAUACCAUCAAAUUGUCCAAAUAUUAUGAAUAUUCAGGACAAUUUUCAGAUUAUCUGAGGUUAUGGGUGGAAGGAGUGGACUAUGGUUCGUGGUUUGAUUAUGUUAAAGAAUAUGAAGAAGUUUGUCAAAAUUCAGAUCUAGAUAUAUUAUCUUUAGAAUAUGAACAAUUAAAGAAGGACCUGAUCAAUGAAGUACGAAAAAUCAGCGAUUUUUUAGAAUUAGAGAGAAAUGAAGAACUAAUAAAGGAUAUAAGUGAACGAUGUACUUUUUCAAGCAUGCAUAGUCGAAAAGGGCACCUAACAGGCUUAGCAGACGGACAAUCUAUAAUGUACAGAAAAGGUGACGUGGGGGACUGGAAGAAUUGGUUUACGGUAGCAGAAAACGAAUGGUUUGAUGAAGUUUAUAAAGAAAAGAUGAAAGAUUCUAAUCUUAAAUUUGUUUAUGAGCUGAAAUAAUUUACUAAUCAAUGGACCACUAAAGACAAUUUUAAUUUUUGUAUGUGCCUUAAUAAAUAGCCUCUUCAUGCCAAAUUGUAAAAGGGAAAAGCUACCGCAUAUAUGCACAUGGAGGCAAUCAGGAAUUAUUGCAAUGCAUAAAAGAUUAAGCUGAAUGCACCAAAUCGCCUUUUUUGAAAGUUUUUCAAAAGCUAUGUAAAGUACACACUGAUCAAAGAUGGUGUUUCUACGUAAAUCCAUUGGCAACCUCGCUGCUAGCACUUUCUCGUAAAAUUUAACAGGAAAAGAAUUGCAGUGCAAUGCAAUUGACAUUUGAAUUUGUCAUUAAGAGGUAUGCUUUUUAUUUCAUAUAAAAAUUUAUAUUAUUGUUUAUAAAAUAUGCUGUUUUGAUUUUAUAAAGGAAUUUGAUGUC